AAUUGGGACACAGUCAUAACUACGGAUUACAAGAUGGCGGUCGUUGUGUUGAAGCGAUAGUCGAAACGACAGUCGGGGUAGUUUUUGUAUUAAUAAAAGCGUUUGUGUUGGAAAACGAUAAGCACUUCGUUGUGUUUUUUUAGUGUUUAUAAGUAGUGCUGUUUAACUGGUUGUGGUUGGUUAGUUAGUGAACAGGUAGUAUGUGGUUAUUAAGUGUGAAGUGUGAAAGUCGGGGCUGAGGGGAAACAGACAUUUUGGGGCUUGUGAUUAGAAAAUAAAGCAUGUCGGAUACUAGGCGGCGUGUUAAAGUGUACACACUGAACGAAGAGCGACAAUGGGACGACCAGGGAACUGGACACGUUUCAUCCGCCUAUGUGGAUCGGUUAAACGGGAUCGCGCUGCUGGUGCGGGCCGAAGCGGACGGCUCACUUUUACUGGAGUCCAAAAUCAACCCGAACACGGCGUAUCAGAAACAGCAAGACACCUUAAUCGUUUGGUCCGAGGCAGAGAAUUACGACCUGGCUCUGAGUUUCCAGGAAAAGGCAGGCUGCGAUGAGAUCUGGGAGAAGAUCUGUCAGGUGCAGGGCAAAGAUCCGUCUGUAGAAAUCACCCAGGAUCCUAUUGAUGAGUCAGAGGAGGAGCGCUUUGAGGAGAUUCCCGAGACGAGCCACGUGGUGGAGCUUCCCGCCUGCGAGCUCGCGCACCUGGAGGAGAUCGCUGACCUGGUGACGUCGGUCCUGUCCUCUCCAAUCCGCAGGGAGAAGCUGGCGCUGGCGCUAGUGAGCGACGGCUACAUGCAGAGGCUGCUGCAGCUCUUCAGGACGUGCGAGGAGCUGGGUGAGCACGAAGGUCUGCGCCACCUCUACGAGAUCGUCCGUGGGGCGCUGUUCCUCAACAAAGGGGCGCUGUUCGACGUCAUGUUCUCAGACGAGUGCAUCAUGGACGUGGUGGGCUGCCUGGAGUACGACCCGGCGCUCGUCCAGCCCAGGAGGCACCGCGACUUCCUCACCAACACGGCCCGCUUCAAGGAGGUCAUCCCCAUCACAGACUCUGAGCUCAGGCAGAAGAUCCACCAGACCUACCGCGUGCAGUACAUCCAGGACAUCAUCCUGCCCACACCCUCGCUCUUCGAGGACAACUUCCUCUCCACGCUCACAUCCUUCAUCUUCUUCAACAAGGUGGAGAUCGUCAGCAUGCUGCAGGAGGACGAGAAAUUCCUGACCGAGGUGUUUGCUCAGCUCACAGAUGAAGCGACGGACGACGGGAAAAGGAGAGAACUGGUCAACUUCUUCAAAGAAUUCUGCGCUUUUUCACAAACACUUCAACCGCAGAACAGAGACGCGUUUUUCAAGACACUGGCGAAUCUCGGAAUUUUACCUGCGCUGGAAAUUAUUAUGGGGAUGGAUGACCUGCAGGUGAGAGCCGCGGCCACUGAUAUCUUCUCUUACCUUGUGGAGUUCAGUCCAUCCAUGGUGCGAGAGUUUGUGAUGCAGGAACCACAGCAGGCUGAGGAUGACGAUGUCCUGCUGAUCAAUCUGGUGAUAAAACAGAUGAUCUGUGACUCGGAUCCCGAACUGGGCGGAGCCGUGCAGCUCAUGGGGCUCCUCCGGACCCUCAUCGACCCCGAGAACAUGCUGGCUCCCACCAACAAAACGGAGAAGACGGAGUUCCUCAGCUUCUUCUACAAAUACUGUAUGCAUGUUCUCACUGCACCGCUGCUGGCCAACACAGCAGAGGAGAGAAAAGAAGGAUCUAUGAAAGUAAAGCCGGUUUGUCCAGACAAUUUCCAGACGGCUCAGCUUCUUGCUCUGAUCCUGGAGCUGCUCACGUUCUGCGUGGAGCACCACACGUACCACAUAAAGAACUACAUCAUGAAUAAGGACCUGCUGCGGAGAGUGCUGAUGCUCAUGAACUCCAAACACACUUUCCUCGCCCUCUGUGCCUUGCGUUUCAUGAGGAGAAUAAUAGGACUGAAGGAUGAGUAUUAUAACCGUUACAUCAUUAAAGGGAACCUGUUUGAGCCAGUCAUCAACGCUUUGCUGGACAACGGGACGAGAUAUAAUCUCCUCAACUCGGCCAUCAUCGAGCUCUUUGAGUUCAUCAAAGUGGAAGAUAUAAAGUCUCUCAUCGCUCACAUCGUCGACAAUUUCUACAAGGCACUCGAGUCCAUUGAAUACGUCCAGACGUUCAAAGGCCUGAAGGGUCGCUACGAGCAGGAGAAGAACAGACAGAGCCGAGGACUCGGCAGGUAUCGGCGUGAUGCCCGGUCCGUCGAUGAUGACGAAGAAAUUUGGUUCAACGAAGACGACGACGAGGAUGAGCCGGACGCAGGUGUCGAGAAGAGAGUUGAAGAAAAUUUCCCGGAAAGUUACGGAAAGUUUAUGGGGGCCAAAAAAGUGAAAGAAAGCGAGGACAAGGAGAACCUCCCGAAGCGGACGCAGACCGGCAGCUUUAAGUUCACCUUCUCGCAUUCUGCAGCAGCCGCCAACGGAAGCGACAAACCGGCGCCCUCCACGUCCCCCCCCAAUCCAAACGGCUCCUCAGCUAAGGGAGUGACAGUGGCCUCUACGCCAGUGGUCAAGACAGGACUGGUGGGUCUCGUAGACUACCCCGACGAUGAAGACGAGGAAGGAGACAACGAUGAGGAGGAGGAGGACGAUCUGGCCCCACGAAAGCGUCCCCGUCUGGGCUCGUAAAAUCACAUCCUCAAUCCAACGGUGCCGAAGAGUCCAGGAUUGAGGGGAGCUAGAGGAUUAGGACAUGACCCGAACUCUUCUGCUUCAGCACAAACAUCAGACACGAGCUCUAGAGCAGCCAUGCCACGGUCACGUGAUCCCUGUCCGUUCCGUUUCCUUUCCUUUCCCUCGUGAUCCGGACGUGCUGAGCUGUACCAGCAGCUGGAAUUUCUUCACAGCUGGAGCUUUUUUCCCCCCACAAGAGAGCCCUUCAGCCUAGCAGGACUAGCUACUUAGAAAUAGAAGACUGAUUGGCUGAGCCUACUGACCUGGUCAGGUUGAGGGAACAAGAUUUAAAAUUAAAAUUUAAGUGCGUGUGUGUGAGAGAAGGGGGGGGUUGAGGGUGGCAAGACCAAAAUUAUAAUAAUUAAAAAAAAAAAUUCAGUUCAAGAAGGGUUUGAAGAGCAGGACUUUUGGAUGUUGUGUCCUUGACUUGAAACUAGAACCUCAUGUUGAUGAAUUUCACCAGUAGUUGUACAGCAGUACCAUUUCUGUCCCCCUCCCCACCUUUUUAAAUUGUUAACUUGAGUGGGUUUUUUUUUUUUUAAGAUUCAGAAUGCCAGUGUACAUUGUUAUCCCACAUUAAUGCGGGCCGGUUUGUUUACCCCUUUUUUUUUUUUAAUCAAAUUUGUUUUCAUUGGCGAAAACUUCAGUUGAAGUUGUGAUGCUGAUUUUAAUAACCUAUAUUAAACAUGUAUUAAACUGCAGUAAAGUCAUUUUGCAGAUGAGCGCAACAUGUCCGAGCGUGUCUGUGUUGCGCCUGUUCAGUGAACAACUUCAGACUUCUCAGAGGAGCGCAGGCUCAGCUCCUCAACCGUGGAUUUGUGGUCAGAUGCGAUGCAUCACCAGCACACAGUGGUUUUUUGUUUUGUUUUUCUUUCUUUAAAAAAAUAAGCCAUAGAAGGUAAAUUCGAUCCUGUCACUCUUUUCAGGUUCAGAGUUUUGAAGUAAAUGAGAAUUUACAGAUCAAUUCCACCAGCGAGAAAGGUCCUCCAAGCGUCUCACUCUGACCAGGAGCCCGGUGUCGUCCAGCACAACUGACAUGCCUUCUCAGAGCAUGGUUUUGUUUUUCUCUCCAUGGAUUUUUGUUUAUUACCAUAAUCUAUAAAGAAAAAAAGUUUGUAUACAUUUCAUAUGUGAUGAUUUUUGGAUUAAAUUGGCCUUAAAAUGA
Molecule: messenger RNA, 3906 nt
Organism: Neoarius graeffei (lesser salmon catfish)
Lineage: Eukaryota; Metazoa; Chordata; Actinopteri; Siluriformes; Ariidae
Product: serine/threonine-protein phosphatase 4 regulatory subunit 3-like
Exons: 16
Coding region: 282-2696 (804 amino acids)
Biological process (GO): DNA damage response; protein dephosphorylation
Cellular component (GO): nucleoplasm; protein phosphatase 4 complex
Molecular function (GO): protein phosphatase activator activity
Source: RefSeq, a predicted model, not a curated record